AUGCAAACCACUCUCAAGACUAAAAUCUUUGAACACAACAAUGCCUUCUAUACCACAGACUUCAGUGAAAGUAGCGACUAUUACGAUGAGGCUUCCUCACGAAGCCUAGCAUCCCAAGAUCCUACUACCACCAGCACUGUGCCCCCCACCACUUCCCCUUUUCGGAUCGGGGACUUUAUUACCUCCCCCAUUUCACCUGGUCGAAACAUUGACCGGAUGAUGAUGCAACAAACCAAGAUUACCAAGUAUGACAAUCGGCGCACCUUGCUGCAAAGGUUCAAAUCCAUCUCAAGAAAAAGAAAGGUGAACAUGAGCAAAGAUGAAGAACCUUUGCUUGUUGCUUUGCCCCUUGAAGACAACCACAGUGUCGUUCCGGACGAGAAAGGAGGACAGGCUACUCCUGGUGGUAGUAGCCAGCAAGAACAACAAGAAGAUGAAGAAAAGCCUUUGUCUGUUCUUGCCUUGCCCCUUGAGGAGGAGGACAAUAACCACAGAAUCGUGCCCCUGGAGAAACCACCAGCACCAGCAGCAUCACCAGCCACUCCUUGGGAAAAGUACUCCAAGAAAAACUACUUUCGUGGAGUCUUCUCAAGCUAA
This is a messenger RNA of Cylindrotheca closterium, 597 nucleotides long. The record is from the annotation of a GenBank genome assembly. NCBI's taxonomy places the organism in Eukaryota, Bacillariophyta, Bacillariophyceae, Bacillariales, Bacillariaceae.